GUGCCAAGCCUCACCCCCUUUCGCCUUUCCAGGAGGCAUGACGGUCACGACAGGCACGACAGCCACGGACGAGGCCAAUGAACCCUUCUUAUGCAUUUCUGACACCGGCAUGGCCUGGGCAUGGCAAUGGGAAAACAUUAAACGGCAUGGUUGGAUGGGAUGGGUACGGAAAUCUGGGAAUGCUGGGACAUGAUGAAUUUGGGUUUGCUCUUUCAGUCAGGGCAGCAGGUCAGGUCAGGUCAGGUCAGGGUCGGGUUUCCGACGGUAGGCUGGCUAGCUACGGCCGGCAGGGUUGCAUCAUCACUGCAUCUCCAGGGCGUUUGGGGGCUCUCUUUUCCUUUUGACUUUUUGGGUUUUAUGGGUUGGGUUUUCUUUUCACGACGGCCAAUGGGUAGAGGCGGAAAAGUUUUAUUGAUGCGUUGCGUUGCGUUCUUUUCCUUUCCUCGCCCUCAAUUUUUUCCUUUUUCGGUUCUCCCUGUACCACAAUUGGUCUUGUAAUUUCUAUCCGGUGGCGGACGAACCCCUGAAGCUUUGCUUGAUCGGCUUCGUUACGUCGGCUGGCGGGCUUUCAGGGGCCUAAUCAGCGUUGCCCUUCUGAGUCUCUUUGACUGUUUGGU
Parathielavia appendiculata is the source of this 617-nucleotide messenger RNA. RefSeq lists its product as uncharacterized. The record is from RefSeq and is a predicted model, not a curated record. NCBI's taxonomy places the organism in Eukaryota, Fungi, Ascomycota, Sordariomycetes, Sordariales, Chaetomiaceae. The transcript has a single exon. The coding region runs from base 160 to 498 and encodes 112 amino acids.